This is a messenger RNA of Didymodactylos carnosus, 423 nucleotides long. The record is from the annotation of a GenBank genome assembly. NCBI's taxonomy places the organism in Eukaryota, Metazoa, Rotifera, Eurotatoria, Philodinida, Philodinidae.
AUGAUAUCAAAACGCCGUGCCUAUUAUCGUGCUAAUCGAAAAGAAUUGAAUAAUACUGACGAUUUUGAACAAACAUAUAAAUCCAGCGAAGCUAUCCGAUGGUACUCAAAAGAUGCAUUUAUUUAUCGUCUUGUUAAUAAAGCAUUACGUAUAGAAGACGUUGAAGCAUUAUAUUCUUUAAAAUAUUAUACUGCUGAUUUGUGUUUACAACUUGCAUUGAAACACAAAGAAUUUAUAAAAUCAUCAUCAUCACUGACCAGCUUAACAUUGUAUCGUGGCCUUAAAGCAUCGAAAAAUGAAAUUCAAACAUAUAAGAAUAAUAUUGGCAAUCUCAUAUCAACAAAUGGAUUUCUGUCGACAAGUGUCCUAAGGAAAGUGGCAUAUGAUUUUGCUAAAAACCGUCGAAACGCCCCAAGAGCUUAA